Zingiber officinale is the source of this 2793-nucleotide messenger RNA. Its product is annotated as pentatricopeptide repeat-containing protein At4g35130, chloroplastic-like. NCBI's taxonomy places the organism in Eukaryota, Viridiplantae, Streptophyta, Magnoliopsida, Zingiberales, Zingiberaceae. Gene Ontology annotation, molecular function: zinc ion binding; RNA binding; protein binding. Bases 4 to 2403 code for a protein of 799 amino acids. Gene Ontology annotation, biological process: RNA modification. The transcript has a single exon. The record is from RefSeq and is a predicted model, not a curated record.
CCUAUGGCUACUGCACUCUCGUUCCACAGCAGCGCUUCCAUCAACGCUCAUGGCAUUUCCUCUCGCACAUACCAGCGUAAGCGGCAGUCGACGCCUUCACUCGAGCCGCACGCUCGCCUCCUCACCGGUGCGUCGGUUUCCUCCACCGGGAAGCCUCGCACUUCCCGACCAAACCAGGCCCGCAUCGCCCGCACGCUUCUGUCCUUCAUAACUUUCGGCCGCAUUCAGGAAGCCCUCUCUUUGUUCGAGAGCACCCAGAAGCCUGACACCUUCCUGUGGAACCUCAUGAUCAGAGGCUGCGCCACCGCCGAGCUCUACGAAAAUGCCAUCGGUUUGUAUCGCCGGAUGCAGGCCGCGGGCGUGCGGGCGGAUCACUUCACCUUCCCCUUCGUCAUCAAAUCCUGCGCCAAUGUCUCCGCUUUCGAGGAAGGGUUGAAGGUUCAUGCGAAGUUGUUCAGGGUUGGAUUGGAUUCUGAUCUCUUCAUCUGCAAUUCUCUUGUGGCCAUGUAUGUGAAAUUUGGGUUUGUCGAAGAUGCCGAGAAUGUGUUUGAUGAAAUGCCAGUGAGGGAUGAUGUUUCGUGGAAUUCACUAGUUAAUGGGUAUGUGUCUAAUGGAGAAGGAUGGAAGGCUUUACGCUGCGUGAAACAGAUGCAGGAAAGGUUUGGUAGCAGACUUGACUGGUUUGGGAUUACAAGUGCUCUGGCUGCUUGUUGUUCGGUAGGGAGUUUAAAACACGGGAAAGAGAUCCAUUGUUAUGUGAUGAGGAAUGUGUUGGAGCUUGACAUCAAACUCCAGACGACUCUUCUUGACAUGUACUGCAAAACUGGAGACUUGGCCGGUGCUGAAAGGUUGUUCGACUCAAUGUCUGAUAGAAACGUCGUAACUUGGAAUGCCAUGGUUGGUGGCUACUCCCUGAAUGGUGAACCACAACAGGCAUUUGCUAGUGCUAUACAAAUGCAAGACAAUGGCGUGGAUCUGGAUGUAAUCACACUGGUAAAUCUUUUACCAGCUUGUGCAGAAUCUAAAAGCUUGCAUCGUGGGAAAUCAGUUCAUGCAUUUGCCACCAGAAGAGGCUUGAUUCCUCAUUUGGUUCUUGAGACCGCUUUGGUUGAUAUGUAUGGUAAAUGUGGAAAAGUACUGUCAUCGCUAUAUCUGUUUGAGAAAAUGUCUGAGAAAAGCUUGGUGUCAUGGAAUGCAAUGAUUUCAGGUUUUGUACAAAACGGGAGGAACAUGGAGGCAAUACAACUGUUUCUUGAACUACAGAAAAGUUCUUUGCUACCAGAUGCCUUCACCAUCUCCACCAUCACCCUUGCAUAUGCCAAGCUAGCAUGGCUAUGGCAAGGGAAGCAAAUACACAGCUAUUCUCUUAAAUUGGGUUAUCAAAGCGACUCGGUUGUCAUGAAUUCCAUCAUAUGUAUGUAUGCAAUGUGUGGUGAUAUGAACACAUCAAGACUAGUGUUUGACAGACUGACGCACAAGAAUGUGGCCUCAUGGAAUAUGCUUAUAAUGGGAUAUGGAAUUCAUGGGCAUGGGGAAACUGCGCUGAGACUCUUUUCUGACAUGAAGGAAUGUGGAUUGAAGCCUGACCAGAGUACAUUUGCUUCUGUGUUGAGUGCUUGCAGCACAUCAGGCUUAAUCGAUGAAGGCUGGUUGCAUUUUAGUUCUAUGAGACCGGAAUAUGACAUGAAUCCAGAGAUUGAGCACUAUCGAUGCAUGGUUGAUCUCCUUGGACGGUCAGGAGAUCUUGAAGCAGCCACAAACUUAAUAAACAAAAUGCCUCUGGUUCCUACUGCAAGAAUAUGGGGAUCAUUAUUAACUGCAAGUAAAAACAAUAGAAACAUAGAAGUAGCAGAGUAUGCAGCGGGGAAAAUCUUUCAACUGGAACAUGAAAACACUGGUUGCUAUAUCCUGUUGUCAAGCAUGUAUGCUGAUGCAGGGAAACGGGAAGAUGCAGAAAGAAUGAUGUCUCUUAUGAAGCAAGAGGGGCUAGAGAAGACAACAGUUAGGAGUUUGGUUGAGCUUGGUCGUCGAUCAUACAGCUUUAUCAAUGGUGAUAGAUUGCAUGCUCAAAGCAGCCGGAUCCAUGAAGUUUCAAGCAUUCUCUUAAAUAAGAUUGGAGAAGCUACAUAUGAGCCUGGUAAUGUGUUUAAUCCAACAGAUAUAGUAAUAAAGAAAAAUAAUUCACCAAAUAGGCAUAGUGUAAAGCUAGCAGUUGUAUUUGGCCUGAUAUCCUCACCAGUUGGCGUUCCUGUCUUGGUGAAGAAGAAUGGCACAAUGUGUAAUCGAUCUCACCAGGCAAUUAAGCUGAUAUCUGGUUUUAAUGGACGAGAAAUUAUAGUAGGUGACACGAAGAUCUAUCAUCAUUUCAUUAAUGGAAGAUGUACUUGUGGUGAUUAUUGGUGAAUUUGAAAUGGAGAAAAUCUAUUAUAUCAGCAGUUCACACUUUUCUAUCAAGAAAACAUGUUCCAGUUCCACUGUCCCAAAAGCAGGGGAGGGAAUUAAAUGAGAAGAUGAGCAUGCAUGCAUGCUUAAGAAGUACAAGGAAUUAAUGGAGCUUAUAAGAAACUAUGAUGUAAGAUAAAAUCAGAGCACAUACAGGAUAAUUACAUCAAACAGCGGGUCUGAGCAAGGUAUGGAGACCAAUGGUGGAGGGUGGGUUGCUGUUUAAAGAAACAAAAUCAUUUUAGAUACAAGCUCUAAUAUGAACUAGUUACGAAAUUGAAACAAUGUGUUUAUUCAUUACUGUGCUGAUACAUCAAAAAGACUUUUUCCCCUUACGGUUUUAAACAAUUG